Trypanosoma cruzi is the source of this 810-nucleotide messenger RNA. RefSeq lists its product as uncharacterized. Gene Ontology annotation, molecular function: dephospho-CoA kinase activity. The transcript has a single exon. Gene Ontology annotation, biological process: coenzyme A biosynthetic process. The record is from RefSeq and is a predicted model, not a curated record. Bases 1 to 810 code for a protein of 269 amino acids. NCBI's taxonomy places the organism in Eukaryota, Euglenozoa, Kinetoplastea, Trypanosomatida, Trypanosomatidae.
AUGAAACUCUUGCGUCUCUCCACAAAAGUUGGAAUGGAGAGCAAUAAUGCGGCGUUGCGUGCGCAUCUUUUGUCGCUCCGUGGCACGGAGCCUGUGGGGGACCCCAAGAACCCACUUCAUGUGCAACUUCAAAUACACGAUGGCCACCGCAACACACUGCUGAGUCACACGAAGGAACUGUAUGUAACCGCCCUACAACAUCACUCGGAGACGUUUGUGAAUGUAAUUCCUCUUUUGCCCUUAUCUGAUGAUGAAUCUUCUCCCUCAAAUGAUGAGGGUACCAGUAACGACUCAAUAACCCUGUUUAGUGCGGCGUCAAUGACGGCGGACCGUGGGUUUACUCCGUUGUUUUCUCACGUGGCUCUUGGAGGAACCUUCGAUCGCCUCCACGCUGGUCACAAGCUGUUGCUUACAACAGCGUUAUUUUAUGCUUCAAAGUCUCUGCGCAUUGGCGUCACUUUGGAGUCGAUGCUGAAGAAAAAAACAUAUGGCUCAUAUAUUGAGCCAUUUGAGACUCGCUGUAAAUUGGUAUCUGAGUUUCUGUACUCUGUGCGAAGGGAUAUUGAUGUGACGGUUGUGGGAAUCACGGAGCCGAGUGGUGGUACAAAUCGCGAUGCGGAAAUUGAGGCAUUGGUGGUGUCUCCUGAGACUGCGGGUGUUCUCGCGUCUAUCAAUGAUGAGCGGGCGUCCUACGGGCUAAAACCACUAGAGUGCAUCCAAAUACCUUACGUAAGUGCAGAGGGAGAUGGCCGUGUCAGCUCUACGGAGCUGCGCAGGCGGUUGCAUGAGAACGCGAGCGGAGAUAAUUGA